CUGUUGUGUAAAAUCUGGGCAGGGGUUUCCAUAGCAUUUAUUCACUCACACGGGGUUUUUUUGGAGGAUGGAUGGUUACAAGUCCGACUGCUGAUAACGAGGUUUCUCUAUUUUUUAUGUUUGUUUGAUGGGUUUACUGGGAGUUUUAACGUCAUGGUUUGUCUGUCUGUCGUUUGCUUGACGAAUCGCGAACUAGGUACUCUAGCCCGAGUGAUAUACCGUAUGAUGUCUUAAUCAAUGAAUGACAUGACGUUCCUGCAUGCGGGCAAAGCUAGCUAAUUCCAAUCCGAACCUCAACCCCACCACCGCCCUCACGCACGCACAUCCGCAAUGCCACCACGAAUCCCCCCCAUCCGCACCCUCCUGCGCUCCUGCAGCAAUUACCAAUCGCCGCUCCGAUCGCUCCUCCAGCAGCAGCAAAAACAACAGCUCUACAUCAAAAAUGCCGUGCGCCUGUCGUCGACCUCACCAGCUGCUCCCCCGAAGCCGUCCACACCCACCCCUCCAGCACCUCCCCCACCAACAGCGCCCAAAUCCCGCCCACCACCCGUCGACCACGUCCCACUCACGGAGAAAGAAUUCCGAGCGGCGCGUCCCCCGCAGCUGAUCCGACCAAUCGGAUUAAUGUCGCCUCCACAGCCCGGCGAGAACAGCGGGGUCGACACGCGGUCAUGGCAGCAGCGGCGCGACGACUUCGUCGACUAUGAGAAGCACCUCUUGAAGCGGCAGCGGCUGGCGAACGAAAUGGCCACGCCGUACUUCCGCGAUUUCUCCCGCAUGUCAAAACAGUUUAAGGGCAAGAGCUGGUUUGCUCCAAACUUACUGUUUAGGGCGGAUAAGGCGCUGUUUUUUCCGAAUCUUAUGGGAAGAACGCUUAAUACGGGGGAGAGACUGAAUACGACGCUCGCGCUGUAUGGCAGGGUGAGUGUCGUCACGGUGUUCUCGUCGAUGUGGGCGGAGAAUCAGGUUAAGAGCUUUGUGGAGGGGCUGGAGAGCGAGGUGCCUGCCAUGACGAUCGACGGCGGCGAGAAGGCGCAGAGAAUCGAUAUCAAUGUCGAGGAGAAUUGGCUCAAGGCCCUGAUGGUCAAGAUGUUUAUCCCACGGCUCCAGGCUAGGUUGCCGCUCGAGCAGCAUGAUCGCUACUUCAUCGUCACUAAGGGCGUCUCGAAGGAUGUCAGGCAUGAUAUGGGCCUGUGGAAUAGCCGCGUGGGCUAUGUCUACCUCGUCGAUUGGAACUGUAGGAUUCGCUGGGCUGGGUCCGGAGUGGCCGAGCCCGAGGAGAGGGCCGCGCUUGUAAAGGGCCUGCGGAAGUUGGUGGAGGAUCAUCAGAAGUUGAAGCUUGCGGGUGAGGAGUAGGGAGUGGAGAGGUGGUUGUAUGAUAUUCUGUGUAUAUUAGGCGAGCUUAGAUGGAUAGAUCUAGAGCAGCAUCGUGGAGUGAAGGCAAAGCGAGACGAACUAUUGAUAUCGUACACCAUACAGCAAAGCACCAAGCAAGCAAGCAAACGCCGAAACAGUAAUACAACACUAUUCGAUCAAUCAAUACUACAAGGAGGAACUCA
This is a messenger RNA of Tricharina praecox, 1559 nucleotides long. Its product is annotated as F1F0 ATP synthase assembly protein Atp10. The record is from RefSeq and is a predicted model, not a curated record. The coding region runs from base 331 to 1356 and encodes 341 amino acids. The transcript has a single exon. Gene Ontology annotation, cellular component: mitochondrial inner membrane. NCBI's taxonomy places the organism in Eukaryota, Fungi, Ascomycota, Pezizomycetes, Pezizales, Pyronemataceae. Gene Ontology annotation, biological process: mitochondrial proton-transporting ATP synthase complex assembly.